This is a messenger RNA of Saccostrea cuccullata (small rock oyster), 2673 nucleotides long. RefSeq lists its product as uncharacterized. The transcript has a single exon. The coding region runs from base 91 to 2583 and encodes 830 amino acids. NCBI's taxonomy places the organism in Eukaryota, Metazoa, Mollusca, Bivalvia, Ostreida, Ostreidae. The record is from RefSeq and is a predicted model, not a curated record.
UGGACAACAUUGGCAUAUGCUUUCGUUUACACGUUCACAGCAAAUGCUCUGCUUUUUGAAGAAUAUGCAAGAAAAAUUGUGGAUGGAAUUAUGAGUCGACCCUCUCUACGAAGAAGCACUCGGACUCAGUCGAAGGCAAAAGAACCAAAAGAUAAAGAUAGCAGAAUUACAGACUCGACUCCCUGCAGAGUAAAUAAUACACGUCAAGUACCCGUGGGCAAAAAACAGGUGAUAAGUGUUGUAAAACAGAGAAAAACCGUUAUUGAUAAAGAAGACAAUACAAACGAUGUAGUGUGUAUUGAUGACGAGCCAGAACAGAGUGAUGACAGUUUCCAAUCCCAGAAUGCCCUGGUCUCUGACAGAGACAUUUAUUUGUGUUCACAAGAGACCUCUGCAGAAGUAUUGUGGGACUGUUCAUCUCCCGACAUGCGGAAAUACCAUCGAUCUAAAAGGAAAAGAGGUCACAAAAGUAAUGUCGGCGACAUUGUACAGACACUCUCUACAUCAAAAUGUGAUGAUGAUUCAGAAGAUGGAACCAAGCCGGGACUUCUGGGAUUGUGGAUGGACUCAGAUAUGCCUGAUAGCUCAAAGCCAGUGACAAAUUUCUCUGCUUUCUCUCCUACAAGUAGUUUUCCACCUCCUCGCACUCAUAAAGAGAAACAAAAACCCACUGUUUCCUUGUCUUCUGUAUUAAAAGAGAAACUGUCUAUGAGAAUUAAAGAAGAGAAAUCUCCUGUACUUUCAGCCAAGUACACAAGGUAUUCUGAAAAGAGGAAGAGAAAUUCUGAGUCAAUGGAUAUAAGUGAUACAGGGGAAAGUCCAUCUAAAAUCAGCAAGACUGCUCCAUCUAUAUCUAACAAUGGUGAUCAGACUAACGUAUGGGAAAAUUCAAGUGAAACUUCUUGGAGUGAGGAUGACUUUUAUGGUGAUGAGUCCUUCAUUAUAAAAGCAACACAGAUUCCAAAUGAACCAAAUAAAGGUGCAAAAGUCACAAAAAAUACAGAUACUAAGCUAUGCACUAAAACACUGUCAAAAUAUUCAAAUCAGAAAUGUGCAGCAAGUCAUUCCACAGAAAGUGCUUUUGUGACAAAAACUGAAAAGCAAAGUGCAAACUCUUGUCAGAGACAGCAGUCUACAAAAAAGGACACAAGUUCAAAACAGCAGUCCGCAAAAAAGGACACAAGUCCGAGACAGCAGUCCGCAAAAGAGGAGACAAGUCCAAAACAGCAGUCUGCAAAAAAGGAGACAAAAACUACAAUCAGUGAAUCAAAAGUAGUUAAAUUUCCUGAUUCAGAGAAAAAGAAAUCAAGUAAAAGAAACAGUCUGGGAUUUAAUUCAAGUUUAUCUGAUGACAUCCUUUGUCAAGUAGUGGAGGUUGACUGCAUUUUAGACAGUCAAGUACAAAGUGAUAAAAUGGAUAAAAACAAGGGCCUAAAGACUCAAAAAAGUAAUUUAAUAUCUAUGACUAGUGAGAAAAGUAACUCUGCCUCGAAUAUAUCUGUUGAAAAUAAUGUAAAAGAGGUUAAAGUGACACCAGUUUCACAUCCAAUAAAGAGUACCAGUCGAGGGUAUUCAUUUGUACAAAAAGGGAAAACACUUUCAAAUCACACAGCAUUAAAUUCAACCAAAACACAGAUUUCCAAAAGCAAAGUGGAAUCGCAGAGAAACCAACAAAAUGGUAUAGCUGUAAAAUUGAACUCUAGUGAGGCGACCAUGGGGGAGAUUCCAGAUGAAAGUGCUGAUCUGUUCAACUCCGAUGAGGAGGACUUGUUAAGUGAACCUCAGGUGCUGGCUUUACUAGACGCUGUGGAAUCACAGGCUCCCAAAGCAAACUGUUCUCUGUCAAGCAGCCAACCCAACAUGACUCAAGAGGAAUCUACACAGAGUGUUUCUCCUUGUAAGAGAAAGAAGGACUCAGAUACAUUCCAUGUAGUUACUCCAGAAAAGUGCACGCCUGAAGAAAUACAGUGCAAGAGAAAUGCAGCCAUUGCUAAAAGACUUUCAAACAGUCAACCAAACUCAAGCUCAUGGAAUGUCUCUUCACCAGAAAAAAGAUUUCCCCAAGAGUUCAGUCCCCAUAAAUGCACUCCUGAAGAAAUUCAGCAGAAAAAGAAUGCAGCAAUUGCCAAAAGACUUUCCAGUAGUCAGCAAAGUGAAUCAAAUAACACCCAGACCAAAGACCGCAUCACAAAGUUAUGUCUUUCACCCAGCAAGGAGGGAAUGGCUGAAAUUCCAUCAUUAAGUAGUACUCCACGCAAGUGUAGUCCCGAGGAGAUUCAAAAGAAGAGGAAUGAAGCACUCGCUAAAAGACAGAAAAAAUGUUCUGGGAAUAAAUCAAACAGUGUGCCAGUGCUUUCGGUAUUUCAGGAAGUGUGUAAGAAGGAACAUGUUGGACAACCAACUUCUCUACCAGAGACUCCUGUUAGUAGGGCUAUCAAAAAAGAGGCACCUGACAGUAGUGUUCCGUCGGACUCUCAGUUGAGUAGUUCAGUUCAGAAAGACAUUGAAAAAAGGAGGCUUGAGGCCCUAAAGAGACGCGAAUUAAAAUUGAAAGCUUCACAAAUUUGUAAAUCUUCUACAUAGAUAGAAAGUAUAGUAAAUCAGUCUUAGACAAGAUUUUAUUUUCCUGUGAUGAUUUAUAAAGCUUUAUAUAAAAUGAUUGAAAUCUCCAAA